CCACCACAAUAUUGAAUCAUUUACUGCCUACUUUUCCAUGAUGGGUCCCAGCAAUGAGGACUGAUCAAAACAAAAACCUUCUAGAGCUUGUGCUAAAGAAGCAGCUCUGCUAACUCAGGUUAGUACAAGCUCAGCCUCAACCUGGAAACGAGAUCCUCUAUGCUAACUCAGGCCAGCACAAUCCCAGAAACGAGAUUCUUACCUUGGUCCACCAAAACAUGGCAAUCAUCAACGAAUCUGAAAGGCUGUUCUUUCCAACUGGGUUUCCCUUCAACUCCUCUUUGGAGUAUGAAGACUUUGAAUUGGACCCGGAUCCCAGUAAGUUUGUGAUCCCCUCUAUAUACGCCAUUGUCUGCUGCAUUGGACUGACAGGAAACGCCAUGGUCAUCUACGUAAUUUUGAAAUACGCCAAGAUGAAAACGGCCACCAAUAUCUACAUCCUGAACCUGGCCAUCGCUGAUGAGCUGUUCAUGCUGAGUGUCCCAUUCCUUGCUACCUCAGCUGCUCUCCAGCACUGGCCCUUUGGCUCCUUGAUGUGCAGGCUGGUCUUGAGCGUGGAUGGCAUCAACAUGUUCACCAGCAUCUUCUGCCUGACUGUCCUGAGCAUUGACAGGUACAUUGCAGUUGUCCAUCCCAUCAAAGCUGCCAGAUACCGACGCCCCACUGUGGCCAAGAUGAUCAACAUCUGCGUCUGGGUUCUUUCCUUGGUGGUCAUCCUGCCCAUCAUUAUUUUUGCAGAUACAGUCCCAUCCGGGGAUGGUGGUGUUGACUGCAACUUUCUGUGGCCUGAAUCUUCAUGGUCGGAGGCCUUUGUGGUCUACACCUUCCUUUUGGGUUUUCUGCUGCCUGUAGUUGCCAUCUGCCUCUGCUAUUGCCUGAUCGUGGUCAAGAUGCGUGCCGUGGCUCUGAAAGCCGGCUGGCUCCAGAGGCGCAAGUCCGAGAAGAAGAUCACUCGGAUGGUCAUGCUUGUGGUCACCGUGUUCGUCAUCUGCUGGAUGCCCUUUUACAUCAUCCAGCUGCUCAGCGUGUUCCAGAGGCCACCCGACCCGGUCAUCACCCAGCUCUUUGUCAUCUUGAGCUAUGCCAACAGUGGGGCCAAUCCCAUCCUUUACGUCUUUGUGUCGGGCAAUUUCCGUCGCUCCUUCCAGAGGAUCAUGUGCUUUCGGUGGAUGGAGAGCGGUCUGGAUGGGGAGCCGGUGGACUACUGUGCCGUGGCCCUAAAAAGCAAAGUGGUCUGCAGCCCCAAGGAAUUCCAAAAAGACUGCUUGGGCUCUGAGAUGGUCUACAGGAAUGGGACCUGCACUUCUAGAACAACCACCUUGUGAGGAGAGAUUUGCUUCUUCAGGAGAGGGUCGUCCAGUUAGCCAGUCCGUUCUCUCAUAGUCUUAUGGGACCGUUACAAUUUUCAAGACUA
Messenger RNA from Polyodon spathula (Mississippi paddlefish), 1414 nucleotides. Its product is annotated as somatostatin receptor type 1-like. Gene Ontology annotation, molecular function: neuropeptide binding; somatostatin receptor activity. The transcript has a single exon. Gene Ontology annotation, cellular component: membrane; neuron projection. Lineage: Eukaryota; Metazoa; Chordata; Actinopteri; Acipenseriformes; Polyodontidae. The record is from RefSeq and is a predicted model, not a curated record. Gene Ontology annotation, biological process: neuropeptide signaling pathway; cellular response to glucocorticoid stimulus. Bases 219 to 1325 code for a protein of 368 amino acids.